This is a messenger RNA of Salvia miltiorrhiza (redroot sage), 789 nucleotides long. RefSeq lists its product as uncharacterized. The record is from RefSeq and is a predicted model, not a curated record. NCBI's taxonomy places the organism in Eukaryota, Viridiplantae, Streptophyta, Magnoliopsida, Lamiales, Lamiaceae. The transcript has a single exon. The coding region runs from base 1 to 789 and encodes 262 amino acids.
AUGGAGUUGAAGUCGGAGCUUCAACAGAUUUGGGGUAUAAAUUCAGACUGGCAACUGAUUCCGUUGGGAAAGGGAUUUUACACGCUCUAUUUUACUACGGCGACCAAUAAAGCUACAUCCAAGAAGAAGGUGAUCUGGGAACUUUCAAAGGGUCUUCUUCGGCUCUGGGAGUGGGCUCGCAACUUUGAUCCGUUCAAGGAAAACUCACCCUUGGGUAAUGUUUGGGUUCGAAUUCAUUAUCUUCCUAUCGAGUACUGGAAUUCACAAGUUAUCUCUGGAAUUGGACGUUACUUGGGCCAUCCUCUAAAGAUCGAUGGUGCUUCGGCAGGGAGAGAUUUUGGACAAUUCGCCCGUAUUCUUGUUGAAAUAGAUAUGUCUCUCCCUCUUCUUAAUACUCUUCUUAUUGAUAUGGAGGAUUUUUCUUUUCAGAUUGAGUUUGUUUUCGAAAAUCUCCCUCUAUAUUGUGGUCGUUGCAAGAUUACGGGACACUCCCCCGAUAGGUGCCGCAAGUCAAAGUUUGGGGGGAUGGGAGAACAGAAUGACACUGUGAAUGACAAGGGUAAGAUUACGCAAGUUCACAAUGGGCCGCAUUGGCAGGCGGCGAUUAACUCGAAUGAGCAGGCUGCAAACAUAAAUGUUCAACAACAAUUAGCUUGGAAGCCGGCGCAGCCAGAGUUUGGGCAGCAGCAGGCUGCCCCUUUGACGAAGCAGCAGCUAAGGGAAAUAGAUUCGAUGUACUUGCUAUUGAUGAAUCGAUUUUGUUGCAUGGGAAGGAUGUGGCUACGAUGA